Messenger RNA from Phragmites australis (common reed), 1235 nucleotides. RefSeq lists its product as uncharacterized. Lineage: Eukaryota; Viridiplantae; Streptophyta; Magnoliopsida; Poales; Poaceae. Gene Ontology annotation, molecular function: transcription coactivator activity. The record is from RefSeq and is a predicted model, not a curated record. The coding region runs from base 200 to 910 and encodes 236 amino acids. Gene Ontology annotation, cellular component: nucleus. Gene Ontology annotation, biological process: transcription by RNA polymerase II. The transcript has 4 exons.
CCCGAUGACCAGCGCGCGUACAGAAUAAGCUCUCUCACGCGUGCCCUGGCCGGGCACCGCGCCUGCCGGCCGAUUUCUCCAGCGAAGACACCUUGCCGACCCCGGAAUCCCCCAAAUCGCGCACCGGGCUGCAAAGGUUUUAGUCAAUCUCGCCGCCCAGCCCCACGCCGCGCCACCGGCCCCCGCACGCGGGGACGCGAUGCCGAAGAAGAUGGGCGUGAACUCCAAGGCGGAGGCGGUCCGCGAGCGCCGCUCCGCCGCGGAGGCCGACCGCCGCGACCGCCAGGAACGCUCCAAGGAGGAGCAGUACUGGCAGGAGGCCGAGGGCCCCAAGUCCCGCGCCGCCCGCCGCCGCGAGGAGGACGCCGAGAAGCGCGCCGAGGCAGCCGCCCGCAAGGCCGAGAACCGCCGCCUCGCCGAGGCUGAGGCUGCCGCCGCCGCCUCCGCCGCCUCGGCCCCGUCCAAGGCCGCCGUGCGCAAGGCCUCACGCGUCGCAGCCCCUGCGCCCAAGGUCACCGAAGCCGAGCUCGCGCGCCGCCGCGAGGAGGAGCGCCUCCGCCUCGAGCGCGAGGCCGAGGCCGCGAAGAAGCGCGCCGCGCGGACCGCCGAGGAGGAGGAGUACGAGCGCGUCGUCCUCGUCGCCAACACCAACAGAGACGACUCCAUCAUCGAGGCCAGAUCGGUGGACGAGGCCAUCGCGCGGAUGUCGAUCGUGGACUCGCAGGCGGCCCUGCCCGCUGACAAGCAUCCCGAGCGUCGCCUCAAGUCGUCCUUCAAGGCAUUUGAAGAGGCAGAACUCCCUAAGCUGAAGGAAGAAAAGCCAGGCCUAACACUGAAUCAGUACAAAGACAUGAUAUGGAAACUAUGGAAGAAGUCUCCAGACAACCCUCUUAACCAGGCUGUUGAGUGAUGUUGCAUUCCUACUGGACCGUUUGAGUAGUUUAAGGCCAAUCCCCAAACAGGACUGAACUGCGCCAAUAUAAUUUUCUUGGAGUGGAUGCGCAGCAGAGCUUGAACUAGACAGAUGUUUCAGUUUCUCGGCUAAUAAUUAUCAAAUUGCUGCUGUGUAUAUUGACUGGAGAUUUUGUUCAGUUUCCUUUUUGUGCUUAAUAUGGUUGGGGCAUGUUGGUACUCCCAAAUAUGUUUUGGGUGUGUUAGUACUUUGAAUUUUGAACAAAUUCAUAUCAUGGGCUAAACCAUGACAGCUAUGCCAUUGAGUAGUACAGGGUAAUCUC